Messenger RNA from Perca flavescens (yellow perch), 986 nucleotides. RefSeq names its product Rho family GTPase 2 (gene rnd2). Lineage: Eukaryota; Metazoa; Chordata; Actinopteri; Perciformes; Percidae. Gene Ontology annotation, biological process: small GTPase-mediated signal transduction. The transcript is spliced from 5 exons. The record is from RefSeq and is a predicted model, not a curated record. Gene Ontology annotation, molecular function: GTPase activity; GTP binding. Bases 148 to 912 code for a protein of 254 amino acids.
GAGGGUUGUGCGCGCCGACCAGACAGAGUCUGUCAGCGGGACCAGGGAGCUGCGCGUAUUGGACAGAAGGAGCUGGAUAAAGCGCACCGGCUCGGUGCAUGUAUUUGCUCAUUUUUCUUUCCCGUGUUUUUUUCCGCUGCGUCUCCUAUGCUGGAUGCUGGAUGCAAUCCAUCCCCGCGUCAACAACACACCUCUGACGGACAAACCAUGGACAGUCUAGGCAGCCGCUGUAAGAUUGUGGUGGUUGGGGACACGCAAUGUGGGAAAACGGCACUCCUGCACGUUUUUGCCAAGGACUGCUAUCCAGAGAGCUAUGUGCCCACGGUGUUUGAAAACUACACAGCCAGUUUUGAGAUAGACAAGCACCGGAUUGAGCUGAAUAUGUGGGACACGUCAGGUUCCUCUUAUUACGACAACGUGAGGCCGCUGGCGUAUCCUGACUCAGAUGCGGUUCUCGUCUGUUUUGACAUCAGCCGCCCAGAGACUUUGGACAGUGUCAUAAAGAAGUGGCAAGGGGAAACGCAGGAGUUUUGUCCCAACGCCAAAGUGGUGCUGGUGGGCUGUAAGCUGGACAUGAGGACAGACGUCAGCACCCUGAGGGAGCUCUCCAAGCAGCGCCUCAUCCCUGUCACCCACGAGCAGGGCAGCACGAUAGCUCGACAGAUGGGGGCGGUGGCCUACGUAGAGUGCACCUCCAAAGUUUCGGAGAACAGCGUUCGGGACGUGUUCCACGUCACCACAGUGGCGUCGGUGCGGCGGCCCCACAAGCCACAGCUAAAACGCAGCAGUUCCCGCAGAGGCCUGAAGCGAGUGUCACAGCUGCCCCUCCCACCCCUGCCGGGCCGGACUGAGCAAAUGGACGAGGCCCCGGCCAUGAGGAAGGACCGGGCCAAGAGCUGUGUGCUCAUGUAGAGACCCAUCACUAUAAAUAUAUGUACAUACAUAAACACAGAAAUAUAUAAAAGAAGAAGUCUAUUUAUUGUUUA